Chaetomium fimeti is the source of this 2236-nucleotide messenger RNA. RefSeq names its product oligomeric Golgi complex subunit 6. The record is from RefSeq and is a predicted model, not a curated record. NCBI's taxonomy places the organism in Eukaryota, Fungi, Ascomycota, Sordariomycetes, Sordariales, Chaetomiaceae. Gene Ontology annotation, biological process: intra-Golgi vesicle-mediated transport. The coding region runs from base 121 to 2193 and encodes 690 amino acids. The transcript is spliced from 2 exons. Gene Ontology annotation, cellular component: COG complex.
CCCAAACCGUGGCUGCAACAAAACCGCUGAGGAUAAAACCGAAACAGGGGCAAGGCCAGCACUACGGCACUAUGCAAGCUACAACGGAUUGAUCAACAUCCUGAUCAUAGCAUACGCGAAAUGUCCUCCAGCCCUGGGCCUCUCUCACCGCAGAGCACAACGGCCCCGUCGUCUCUGGCGGCGAAGGUCGCAAACCCUCUCUCCUCCAAGGUUUCAACGGUGCUCUCGUCAUCUUAUGCGGAUACUGAGUUUCGGGAUGCGCUUGCGCUCUUAGACGAGCGUGGUGUCCAAAACACGGCAGAGACACGGCGUCAGCUGCGUUUGGACCUGCAGAAAGAGGUUAUUGACAGCAAUGGCGAGAUCAUCGAUGAGUUCGCCAAAGUCGCCGAGCAACUCCGACGGAUUGGUACCACCAUUAGCAGGCUGAAUGAGACCUUCAACGAGAUGAAGACACAGAUCGGCUCUGCUCAGAAGGCCACUUCGUCAACCCUGACGGAGGCUUCUCAGCUCAUGGUCCAGCGGCGCCAGGUCGAGCAAAAGCAAGCCUUGCUUAGUGCCUUCAAUGCCAACUUUGUGCUGUCUGAGGACGAGACGGCCGCGUUGACGCUGACCUCGGAGCCUGUCGACGACCUCUUCUUCGCUGCCCUCACCAAAGCAAAGCGCAUAAGCAAGGAUUGCGAGAUUCUCCUCGGUUUUGAGAACCAGACGUUGGGGCUCGAGAUUAUGGAGCAGACCUCCAAGAACCUCAAUCUAGGCUUCCAGAAGCUGUACAAGUGGGUUCAGAGAGAGUUCAAAACCCUCAAUCUAGAGAACCCUCAGAUCGGCUCGUCUAUCCGCCAUGCGCUUCGCGUGUUGGCCGAGCGACCCAGCCUAUUUCAGAACUGCCUUGACUUCUUUGCUGAGGCGCGAGAGCAUGUGCUAUCUAAAUCCUUUCAGACGGCUUUGACUGGCAGUUCUCCGUCCGGAAUCCAGGACCGGUCGGUCAAGCCCAUCGAGCUCGUGGCGCAUGAUACCCUGAGAUACGUCGGGGACAUGCUUGCCUGGACACACUCAGCUGCUGUCGGUGAACGGGAAGCCCUUGAGGGUUUGUUCAUCGGGGAGGGUGACGAGAUUGCGAAGGGGAUCCAGGCUGGGCGGGACAACGAGAUAUGGCGGCUUGUUGCCGAAGACGGCGAGGGUUCGGAUGCUUUCGACGCCGUGGAGACCUUGAAUGAGCUAGUCGACCGUGACAUGUCGGGGGCGGCACGCUUGCUUCGGCAACGAGUCGAGCAAGUGAUCCAAACCAACGAGGAAACGAUACUGGCCUACAAGCUCGCAAACCUACUCAAUUUCUACAAGGGCACCUUCUCGAGGUUACUCAGUCCGGAGUCGGCUCUCGUGGAGACACUAGGUGCGCUCGAAUCCGAAGCGCUCCGGCAGUUCCGCUCUCUAGCUCGAGACCACGUCGCGGCGAUCCAGGGCGACUUCCAGCAUACGCCUGCCGACUUGCGCCCUCCCGAGUUCUUGCUCGGCGCCUUGGAACAGUUGAUGGCCAUCAUGAAAACGUACGAAACAUCGUUCACAUCCUCGAGCGAUCGGGAAGAAGAAUUCGAGCCUGUACUAGCGGAGGCAUUCGACCCGUUCAUCUCCGGAUCCGCCAACAUGGCCAGGCCACUGCGCGCCCCGUCGAACUCCAUCUUCCUCAUCAACUGUCUACUGACUGCCGAGAGGAGCCUUUCCCAGUUUGAUUUUACGCAGCGUCGCGCCGCCCGACUGCAGGCGCAAAUCCAGGAGGAGAGAGCACGCUUAGUCGAGACGCAGUAUCAGUUCUUCCGGCGCGAGUCCGGUUUGCAUGCUCUGAUCGUGCAGCUGGAGCCACUUGGAGAGGGCAAGGAGGACGUGCAGAAAGCACUGUUGCUCGAGUCUGUCCAACCACCGGCGCUCUCGCAGGCGAGCCAGAUGCUAGACGACUUCCUACCGUCGGCAUUGAUGGAUGCGGUGGAGAAUUUGAAGAACCUCCAAGAUUCGAGGUUGGUUCAGGGUAUUACUGAAGAAGCAGCCGAGAAAUUCUGUGUCGAUUUUGAGCACGUUGAGGAAAUGCUCAUACUCGUGGAUGAGGCGAGCGAACAAGAGCAGAGCGAACCGGACGACUUCCAAAGUCUCCGAGCCCUAUUCCCUCGGACAUCGGGGGAGAUCCGUGUCUUACUGUCAUAGAAUUUAGCAUAACUCGAACUAUUUCAAGCCGUGUUGACAUCCG